UAAAAAGACGACCGACCGACUUUUCUCCAAAAGCUUGAACCGGAGAAGAGGAAGUGGUGACUUCCAUUAUUCACAUAUUCCCCUGAAUCCUCUCCAAUUGUCAUCACACAAAUUUGCGCUGAUUUCUCAUCAUCCCUUUAAUCCACCGACACAAAAAAAUACACACACUGCAGACACACACAACAUUAAGAUUUUCCGUUCAGAGAUCAAUAGAAGAAAAAAGGGUUCUUUUUAGGGUGUGAUCAUAUUCCGUUUUUGGGAAGAUCAAGUUUCUGGAGGAUACCCGACAAGGUUAAGUUGAAAAAAAAAUGGAUGAAUUUGGAGUUUUGGUGGAGAGUACUGGGUUCAAAUCGCAGAAGCUAACUCCGAUGGCCCGUUUAAAACCUAAACCGGCGAGCAACUUCAGUUUCAGUAAUGGGUUCAAUCAAUCCUCACCGCCUCCAUCAAAUUCAAAUGUGUGGAAUGAAUCCUUUGUGGAGGACCUCGAUGGGAUUUUUAAGCCCAACAACAAUAUUAGCAAUUCUCAGAAAUCCCAGCAAUAUUACGAUGAUGGGGUUGAUAUUUUUGGAGGCAGCUCGAAGACGCAACCAUCAGGAUCACAAGGGAAUAUAGAUUUGGACUCGGUGUUUGGCUUCAAUAAUGAUUCUAGGACCAAUUCGGGUUCAAAAUUCUAUAAUGAAACGUCGCCCCCGACAGGAAGUGUUGGUGGUGAUGAUUUGUUGGGCGGUUUUGAUUUUGGUAACAGGGCUACGAAAAAGGAUGAACAGAACAAUGUGUCCAAUUCGGAUGAUUUGAUCCCUGGAUUUGGUGGAAGUAACACCUCACCUAAUGUUUCUAAGAACAACGGAAUUCAACCGGGGACAGGUGCAUUUAAUUCAACCUUUUCCAUGGCGGAUGAUCCCUUUUCACUCUUUGGAAAUUCUAAUACUUCAGGAAAUGAUCUGUCAAAGACAUUUCCAGGUCCAUCAGAAAAAGAUACUGGAAGAGCACCGGUUGAUUUUUCCAUGGAUGAACUGGAAAACCUUGCAAUGCGUAAGGGUUCUGGUGGCACAACUGAUAAGCCAAGGGUAAUAACGGAAGUUAAGAAGAAUUCAGGGCCAAAGAAGCAGAUGUCUGAUAUUGACCUUCUUAGUUUUGUAGAUUAUCCUCCGUACUUUCCAGAUACCGAAGAAAGUGAUGAAAGAAGAACAGCUCGAGUGAAAAAUCAAAUCAAUAUAAAGCAGAAAAUGGAAGAUGCAUUGAUUGAAAAGAAAAAACGUGAUGCUCAGGUUCAGAAAGAGCAGGAGGAGAGGCGCAUGUUUGCUGAAACUGUGGAUUAUCGUAUCAAGCGCUGGUCAGCAGGAAAAGAAGGCAAUUUACUUGCUCUUCUGUCAUCAUUACAAGAUGUGUUAUGGCCCGAAUGCGGAUGGAAGCCUGUUUCCUUAACAGAUUUAAUUGCUCCUGCAGCUGUGAGAAAGGUUUAUAAGUUAGCCAAUUUGUAUGUUCAUCCGGACAAGGUUCAACAGAAGGGAUUUAAUUUGGAGCAGAAAUAUAUUGCAGAGAAGGUUUUUGAUCUUCUUAAGGAGGCAUAUAACAAGCACAAUACUCAGGGACCUCAAUCAAGCUUCAACAUGCCCUUCUAAAUCUCUUCAAUUUGAAAAAAAGCUCAUAUUGCUUGGCGGAUGAGGUGGCGACAAAUGCAAAAACCACAGUUGCAUCGAUCGGAAUGUACGAUGUAAGCUGGAUUUGGAUGCAGGAGAUGGUGGGUCGUAGAUGUGCAUGCAUACUCAGCUGAAUCCAAGUCCAGAAGGCCUUCUUGUGGUAUGGAUAAUUUGCUUGUUCUGUGCUGUGGACGAAAUAGACUCCCUCCAUUUAGACUUAGCCUCCUAAAUUCGGUUGUUUCCUGUUCGUAUUACGCCCUUAUUCUUUUGUUGAUAAGGUUAUUGAUGGUGUUUGCUUCCAUAAAUUUAAUGGAGACUUUUAUUAAUUUUUUUUAAAAAAUAUAUAAAAAGUUGUAUUAAAAUUGUAAAGAGAUAAUAGAGGUCUGAUCAUUUUCUCAUUUGCAUCAUUGUGUUUGAUUAUCAUUAAAAAAUUAAAAAUGAACAUUUUCUCUCUUCC
Messenger RNA from Oldenlandia corymbosa var. corymbosa, 2097 nucleotides. NCBI's taxonomy places the organism in Eukaryota, Viridiplantae, Streptophyta, Magnoliopsida, Gentianales, Rubiaceae. The record is from the annotation of a GenBank genome assembly.